Messenger RNA from Symbiodinium sp. CCMP2456, 275 nucleotides. The record is from the annotation of a GenBank genome assembly. Lineage: Eukaryota; Dinophyceae; Suessiales; Symbiodiniaceae.
GCAAAAGCAAUUCCUUGAAUGUGGCCUCGGGGACGUUCAGCGCCAAUGCCAGCCGCCUCCGCCGGGAGCAGGAGUGGCAGAGGUGUAAAACUCGACUUGCCAUCGUGGCCGUCUUCGGCUUUUUAAUUUGGCUCGUGAUAUUCUUCUUCGUGGCUGGCCACCGGAUGACGUUUCUGGGUGUGAGUGUGGGCAUUCUGGCACUCGUUGCGCCCCUCGCUUGGUUUUGCGUGAGGCGCUGGCGGUACAUGGAGGAUCAGGAGGGCUUCCGUGACGUC